CACAGGCUGUGGCGCUGCAGUCGUCGCUCGGCCAUGGGGAAGGUUCAGCUCUUCGAGAUCAGCCUGAGGGACAGCCGGGUGAUCUACAGCCCGGGGGAGACCCUGUGCGGGACCGUCACCGUCAGGACCACCGCCCUGCUCUCCUACAAGAGCAUCAAGGUGAACUGUUUGGGCUCCUGUGGGGUCUCUAACAAGAGCAAUGACACCUCAUGGAACGUGGAAGAACAUUACUUCAAUGGAACGUUCUCAUUGGCUGAUAAAGGAACGCUACAGCCCGGCGAGCACACCUUCCCUUUCCAGUUCCUGUUGCCAGUAUCGGCACCGACGUCCUUUGAGGGGCCCUUUGGCAAAGUGAUUUACCAAGUGAAGGCCGUCAUAGAAACGCGAAGACUCUCCAAAGAUUACAGGAGCAGCAAACAGUUCUACAUCCUAAGGCCCCUUGACCUGAAUGAAAUACCAGAUAUUGAGCAAUUAAGCUGUGCAACCGCAACCAAGAAGUUUAACUACAAGCUGGUGAAAUCUGGUCAACUCCUGCUGAGUGUGACCUCUGACCUGCGGGGCUAUGUAGUGGGGCAGCCUAUCAAAAUCAACACAGUGUUAGAGAAUAAAUCUGGGCGGGACACUGGACCCAUUGUGGCAAGUCUUAUUCAGAAAGUCGCCUACAGAUCAAAACGCGUCAUCUAUGACCUGAGGACCAUUGCGGAGCUUGAGGGGGCUGCGGUGAAGGCCUGGAAGCACGCAGUUUGGGACGAGCAGAUUCUAGUGCCCGCUCUCCCUCAGUCGAUCUUACAAGGCUGUAACCUCAUCCAGAUAGAGUAUUACCUCCAGGUCACUGUUAAAAGCCCGGAGGUUUCCGUCACGUUGCCCAUCUACAUUGGAAACAUAUCCGUCAACCCGGCUCGCCUAGGUCUAAGACACUCCAUAUCACACGCCCCGACACCCGUUGUUCCCAGUGCGCCUCCUGCUGACGAUGACCAGUGUAGCAGCCUCCAGCCUAUGGACAAUGUCUCUAUUCCUACCAAGUGCCACUCGCAGCAACAGUCCAACACCCCCUUCAGCUACGCCCCCGACCUGAACUUUCCAGACUCACGGGAGCCAGAGGCAGGAACUCUGGGGUCUCCCUCCCACCCGACCCUCUGCCUGUCCACAGGGGCCACCAUCCCAUACUUUUCCGAGGGAGCUGUCGUUCCAGUGACUACAGCCAGCACGCUGAUCUUACCCCCGGAAUAUAGCACAUGGGGUUAUCCUUACGAUGCCCCCCCAUCCUACGAGCAGAGCUGCAAUGAAGCUGCGGUCAGUAAUGGUAACUGAGUGGUCGUCUCCGAUAAAGGACACUCUGACAUUUAGUGGGCUGCUCCAUGGACCGUUUCGUAGGGGGGGGAGGAUUUUCUUAUUUUAUUUUAUGUGACCUUAACCCCUCCCUCCGCCCUGUCAAUCAUUUUUCAUCUAUAACUUGGUGCAGCCGCCGGACUUGGUAAUGAAGGUGACCCCCGCACUCCCCGGCCUGUUGGAACAUCAUGGAGAAUCUUACGUUCCGGAAUUUUCUAAGCACCUGUGGUGCCUUAUUAAACGAACUUUUUGGUCAGUGCUCUGGGCCCUGCGACUCCUCAACUGGUGCGGAAUUACAAAAUUGCAAUCCUCUCAAAGGGCAACUAUCACGUCUCAAGCCACUGGAUCAGUGUUUCCCAACCAGGGUGCCUCCAGCUGUUGCAAAACUACAACUCCCGCCAUGCCCGGACAGCCAAAUCCGGGCAUGGUGGGAAUUGUAGUUUUGCAACAGCUGGAGGCACCCUGGUUGGGAAAUGCUGCACUAGAUGAUAACCUUAGGCUAAGCAAAACUUUUAUUGGGGAGAUUUUGUUGCUUUAAAUCCAUAAAAAAAACUAAGGGGUUAACCAAAAUUAGAAAAAAAGAACUACCGGUAAUUUAUAUUAAAAACAGCGCCACCUCUAUCCUCAGGUUGUGUGUGGUAUUGUAGCUCCAUUCCAUUCAAGUUAACCAAAAUAGAAAUAAAGAACUAAUUUCUUUUAAGAACAGUGCCACCUCUGUCCUCAGGUUGUGUGUGGUAUUGCAGCUCAGUUCCAUUGAAGUGAAUGGUGCUAAAUUGUAAUACUACUCAAAACUUGAGGACGGAGGUGGCUCUGUUUUUAGAAGAAAUUUCAUCUGUUUUGCUAUUCCUGGCUAACCACUUUAAUACUGUGCUUGAAUGUCAGAGAUGGGGCGGCCUCUGAUGCCACAACACCCGUCUCCACUGAGGUCACGCUUGCUUCUACUGUUGACUAACACACAGGUCUCCCCGGCCACGCAAUGUCUAUUGCGGCGCACGCACUGUGAGUCAGAGAGAUUCAGAAUCCCUGGCAGACACACCGCGCAUGCGCAGUAAUACACAUUGACUGCACUCAUGGUGGUUGAGUCAGAGAGAUUCAGAAUCACUGUCAGACUCGCUGCGCAUGGACCGAAAUACACAUUGACUGCACUCAUGGUGGUUUUGUCAGAGAGAUUCAGAAGAACUGGAAGACUCACUGCGCAUGCGCGCUGUAAUACACGUUGACUGCACACUUGCUGGUUGUCAGAGUUUUAAAAAGACUUACUGCACGUGCGCCAUACUAUACAUUGACUGCACACACACGCUGGUUGAGCUAGAUUCAGAAUCGUCUGCAGACUCACCGCGCAUGCGCUGUAAUACACUGACUGCACACGCUGGUUGGGUCAAAGAGAUUUGAUUUGGGAUAAGUGUCUGAUCGCAGGGGGUGGGGGGCUCCGGACACUGGGACCCACCGCAAUCUCCUGUACGGGGCCUUGGCUCUGCUGCGGCUCUCCCGUGCAGGAGGCUUGUGGGCCGCCGCAACCGACAUGCCCCCUCCAUGUAUCUCUAUGGGAGAGGCGGAGAUGCAACGUUCGUGCAUCCUCGCCUCACCCAUAGAUCUGUAUGGAGGGGGCGUGUCUGUCGACCUCAGUGAGGUCAACGACACGCGUAUUAGCCGUGAGAAUGCCGGGUCCCGGUACGGGAGAUCACGUGGGGGGGGACACAUCCCCCCCCCCCUUUUUUUUUAUAGAUAUAAAGCAACAAAAUCACCCAAAAAAAUGUAAAUAAAAAGGCCAAAAAAACGUGUUGUGCAUGGUGUGCCCAAGUCUCAUGCGUAACUUUAAGCCAGUGUUCCCCAACCUGGGUGCCUCCAGCUGUUGCAAAACUACAACUCCCAGCAUGCCCGGACAGCCAACGGCUGUCCGGGCAUGCUGGGAGUUGUAGUUUUGCAACAGCUGGAGGCACCAUGGUUGGGAAUGACUGCUCUGUACACUAUGUACUAGGGGCUCUUGAGGACCAGUCCGUUUCUUAGUUACAACUCCCAUCAUGCUGAGAGCCGCAGACUAUUGCUCUGAACCAUGUAUAAAUAUAUAAGCAGAUAUAUAUAUAUAUGAGUGUUUGCUUGCUAGUGUAUGUUGAGUGAGGAAGAGGAUAUUUUCGUUUCUUUUCCUUUUUUUUUUUUUUUAUCCUGCUUUUUUAAGAGGAUGUCUUCAGUGUGAAUGAUGUUGUUGGGAAAACCUCAUUGUAAUAUUAUUAUUAUUAUAAUAUUUUCUCCGAGGGGAUGAUCUUAUCUUAUUUUAUUUGUUGCGUUCCAUUAAAAAUCCAUUGUUUUUAUUUUAAACGUAGAAACAUUUUCUGUGAAUCGUAGCUGAGGAGGAGGAUGAUUGUGGCGAGCAAAACUACAACUCCCAGCAUGCCCGGACAGCCAAAGGCUGUCCGGGCAUGCUGGGAGUUGUAGUUUUGCAACAGCUGGAGGCACCCACUGCUCUAGGGUUGAAGCCCCUGAACGUCACAACUGGUACUACAUUGUCACGUUCUUAUCAAUACUGUGAAAUAUCGUCUAUUGACCAUAAUCCACCAUUUUUACAUUAUCCCUGUUUUUUUAAAUAAAAUUUUACACACAAAAAAAAAAAAAA
Messenger RNA from Hyla sarda, 3940 nucleotides. RefSeq names its product arrestin domain containing 1 (gene ARRDC1). NCBI's taxonomy places the organism in Eukaryota, Metazoa, Chordata, Amphibia, Anura, Hylidae. The transcript is spliced from 8 exons. Gene Ontology annotation, biological process: protein transport. Gene Ontology annotation, cellular component: cytoplasm. The coding region runs from base 34 to 1311 and encodes 425 amino acids. Gene Ontology annotation, molecular function: ubiquitin protein ligase binding; ubiquitin-like ligase-substrate adaptor activity. The record is from RefSeq and is a predicted model, not a curated record.